AUGGCAGCCAAACUAGGGGAAAUACAGACCACGGCAAGUGAUGCAUGCUUGCAUAUUAACAUUGGAAAGACCAAGGUAAUGCGUUUAAAUACCACCAACUACCAAAAGUUUCAAAUAGACAACGCAGAUCUUGAAGAUGUCCAAUCGUUUAUAUAUCUGAGUAGUGUCAUAUCGGCAACAGCUGGCUCGCGAGAAAAUAUUACAAAUCGCAUCAAAAAGGCAAAUCAAGCAUUUGCGGCACUGCAAAAAGUAUGGAAAUCACCCCAAAUUCAUCUGAAGACCAAGCUCCACCUCUUCUCAUCUAACGUGCGCUCCGUCCUGUUGUAUGGCUGUGAAUCCUGGAACACCACAGCUAGCGACUUGCAAUCCUUGCAGGUAUUCAUUAAUCGCUCGUUACGAAAACUGCUCAAGAUAUUCUGGCCGAAUGUUAUCUCAAACAGAGACCUGUGGGAAAGAGCAGGUGAAACACCAAUACGUAACCAGAUAAUCAUUCAUAAAUGGAGUUGGAUUGGCCAUGUUCUCAGACGCACCAACGACAACGUAGCUAAGAUGGCAAUUGAUUGGAAUCCCCAGGGCAGUAGAAGAAGAGGCAGACCCGCUAACACCUGGAGGAGACAAAUAGAGACUGAAGCAAACUUAACUGGAAAGUCUUGGGCCGAAGUGAAGCUAAUAGCAGAUCACAAUGGAAAAACUUUGUUGUGGCCCUUUGUUCCACCUUGGAACCAUAGGAAUCAAUAUAAUAUAUUACUUGAGAUGAAAAAUGGAUCCACUACGAUAACCUGA
Molecule: messenger RNA, 783 nt
Organism: Calliphora vicina (urban bluebottle blowfly)
Lineage: Eukaryota; Metazoa; Arthropoda; Insecta; Diptera; Calliphoridae
Exons: 1
Coding region: 1-783 (260 amino acids)
Source: RefSeq, a predicted model, not a curated record